This is a messenger RNA of Saccostrea cuccullata (small rock oyster), 2874 nucleotides long. RefSeq lists its product as uncharacterized. The transcript has a single exon. Gene Ontology annotation, molecular function: DNA helicase activity. Gene Ontology annotation, biological process: telomere maintenance; DNA repair. The record is from RefSeq and is a predicted model, not a curated record. NCBI's taxonomy places the organism in Eukaryota, Metazoa, Mollusca, Bivalvia, Ostreida, Ostreidae. Bases 1 to 2874 code for a protein of 957 amino acids.
AUGUCAUACCAAGAGAAGCAAGAACUACUCCGUAAAAAUCCAGUGUUUGCUGCAUUUUUCUUCCAUUACAGGUGGAAUUCAUUGCUAAGAAAUGUUAUUCUUGUGAAAAAUGGUCCUCUUGGAAAAGUGAGAGAUUAUUGGUCCAGAAUCGAGUUUCAAAAAAGAGGCUCCCCCCAUGUUCAUGCAUUACUCUGGAUUGAAAAUGCACCAGACCUGGACACUCACGCUGGUCAAAGAUCAGCAGCAUCAUUUAUAGACAAAUAUAUAAAAACUGUAAUCCCUCUUGCAGAAGAUGAUGAAGAGCUGAGAGACUUUGUACUGAAAUACCAAAUUCACAAACACACUCAAACAUGUCAGAAAAGAAAUACUUUGUGCCGUUUUCAUUUCCCAAAACCGGUGUCAGAGGAAACUCAUUUGAAAAUGAACAUGGAUCCAGCACAUGCCACAAAUUUCUAUGAAACCAAACGAUCAGAGAAUGAUAUAUGGGUUAAUGCAUACAAUCCUGAAAUUUUGAAAAUAUUUCAAUCAAACAUGGAUAUUCAAUUAAUUGGAUCUAAAUAUGGAGCAGCGGCAUAUAUAUGUGCAUACAUUAGUAAAGCUGAACCAAUGAAUCUGAAGGAGGAAAUUGCUAAGAGUUUAAAUGCCAUGUCAUCUGCUGAGACAAUAUCCAGAAAGCUUUUCAAACUUGGAAAUGUAUUGCUAACACACAGAGAAAUGAGUGCCCAAGAAGCUACCUAUAUUGUGUGUUCUAUUCCUCUUGUACAGUCAAGUUCCUCGGUUGUGUUUGUAAAUACACUUCCCUUUGAAAAACGCACGAAGUUGUUAAAAUCCCAUCAAGAACUUGAAAACUUAGAUGACACAUCCGAAGAAAUAUUCCUGCCAAACAUUACAGACUAUUACCAAAGUAGACCAUCAAUACCUUCAUAUAAUGAUAUGUGUCUUGCACAGUUUGUGACUGAAUACAUUGUAACUGCAGAGGAACCAAGACCAAAUUCAAACCAACGCACAAGAUACAAACUUCUAAAUCUUGACAGAUGGAUUUAUAAAAGAACAAAACCAGUCUGCCUAAAAACACCGAGCUCAAAGUUUCAACAAACUUUAGAAGAUAAAAGUUUCCAAACUCUUUUUUUAUAUCUUCCAUGGAGAAAAGAAAGUGAAUUGAUUUGCCCAUAUCUUUCCGCCACAGAGGCAUUGAAACAGAAACAUGGAUUGUUACAUUCAUCAUCUCUCCAUCUCCAGCAAUUCACAGAGGAUGUAAGGAGAUUAGUGCAACAGUUGCAAUUGUUGGACAAUUUGUAUGGUGUUACAUUUAAUGCUGCAGCUCCAAACACAACAAUGCACCAUGGUGAUCUGUGUGAAGAUCCAGCUAAUCAUUUUGUUUCAUUAAAUCCAUUACUGGCCAAUCAACUAGAACAGACAAACACUCCUGUGGAACAUGAUAAUGUUCCAGCUCUUCCAUAUCUAACUAUGACUGAUGACCAAUUCAAAACAUCACUUGAAUCUUUAGGUCAAGAUCAACAAGAAGUCUUGCAACUGCUACAUGAACAUUAUUCUAACCAAAUCGCAAACUCGGGAAUUGUUACAAACCCAUUGCAUCUCUUUAUAACAGGUGGUGCUGGAACGGGGAAGUCGUACCUAAUAAAACUUAUCAGAGAGUAUCUAAAUCGUUUAAGCAACAAAAAUGUCCCAGUUGUCAUGUUGCUGGCAUAUACUGGAUUAGCUGCUGCAAAUAUAUCUGGAUCAACAAUUCACAGUGCAUUAUCCAUUCCAGUGGACAAAAAUUUGGUGACAAAUUACUCUUGUCUGUCCUCGACCAAACUACAACAGCUGCGUGAUACCUACAAACAUAUUCACACAAUCAUUAUAGAUGAAGUUAGCAUGGUGAGUUCUCACUUAUUUACAGUCAUCCACAAACGUCUAACUGAGAUUAAGGACACCGCUGAUGAUCAUCAAAAAACAUUUGGUGGAUUAAGUAUUCUGUGUGUUGGUGACAUGCUGCAGCUUAAGCCAGUUUGUGGAUCAUAUAUUUUUCAACAAACAUCUAUGAUUCCAUUCGAUUUGUGGAAGACUUUGUUUAAAGUCAAAUUCUUAACACAAAACUUCAGACAAUCCGAGGAUAGUGUUUAUGCAUCAUUGUUAAACAGAGCAAGAGUUGGCAUAAUAACUGAUGAAGAUAUAAAAUUACUCAAUGGCAGGCAAAAAGUAAAUCUCCAACAUGAAGAGUGGCAGAGUGCAGUCCAUUUGUAUCCGACCAGAAAACAGUGUGAAAAAUAUAAUGAGAACCAAUUACAAAAAAUUACUGAUUCUACCAAUCAUGUUUUUAAAAUUUCCAGUAAAGAUUUAUUUCAAGUAAAUGGUAAUACAGAUAAUUUGAGUAAUAAUGUUCCAUCACAUCUUCUUCCUAAGGAUGAUAGACAGUGUGGAGGUUUACCAACAGUCCUAAGUCUUGCUGUUGGCUCGCGAGUGAUGUUAAUAAGAAACAUUAUGUCAUCAGAGUACUUGGUAAAUGGGGCAACUGGAAUAGUAACUGCAUUCAAACUUAAAAACGUUGAACUACAACAACCAGGAAGUGAAAAUCCUUCAGAAAUAAUGGUGAAGUUUGAUGAUCCAAAAGUUGGAGCUAUUUUCCAAAGUUCUAUGGAACACCAAUCAAUUGCUAUUUCAACAAUUUCCUCACAUUUUACUCUUAAAACUGGACAAAUAGUUCUUCGAACACAGUUUCCACUAAUUCCCUCUUGGGCAGUUACAAUACACAAAGCUCAAGGAAUGACUCUAGAACGUGUUGUAUUGGACAUUGGGAAAAAAUAUUCCAACAGGGGAUGGCGUAUGUUGGCUUAUCGCGUGUUAAAAAAUUGUCAGGAUUGGCCUUGGUGA